GCGAGUUGGGGCAGCUCCUCGCGCUCGGCCCUGCUCGGCUGCCAGAGCUCCGCCCGGGCGCCGGGUUCCCACAGCUGCGGGAGCCGGCGGGCGCCGAGGGGGCGGACCCACCUCCGCGCAGCCCGCCGGCCCCGGGCGGGCAGAGGCAGGCGAAGCGCGAGUGCGGGAGAGCGCGGAGAGCCAGGCCCGCCCGGAGCGCGCUGGAGACACCCCGAGCGCCCCGCGUCCUGGCACCAUGCGACCCGCCGCGCCUCCUCGCGGGCCCGGGGCUUCGCUGUCCGCUCGCUGAGCCCCUGCGCUCGCCACCACGGAAAGUCGAAAAGAGGAGGCGAGACAUUGGAGGGCAGCACGCAGACGGACUAGACUUCCCCUCCGCCCCCAGGAGGUUGCGGGUUCCCGGUUCCCUGGGCUUCUCUAGCUUUAUCAUGACCCUGGCGCAAGCUUGGCUUUAAGAGAAAUUGAGAAGCGAAGAGAGUCAAGGCAAUUCUUUGGUUGCUAAGUGUGAGAGAAGACACUCAGGAUGGCUCAGGGAUCCGGGGAUCAAAGAGCAGUGGGGAUUGCUGAUCCAGAGGAGAGUUCUCCCAACAUGAUAGUCUACUGCAAAAUCGAAGACAUCAUCACAAAGAUGCAAGAUGACAAGACGGGAGGAGUGCCCAUCAGGACAGUCAAGAGCUUUCUCUCCAAAAUCCCCAGUGUCGUCACAGGUACUGACGUUGUGCAGUGGCUCAUGAAGAACCUUUCCAUCGAGGACCCAGUUGAAGCAAUACACUUGGGAAGCCUUAUCGCCGCCCAGGGCUACAUCUUUCCAAUCUCCGAUCAUGUUCUCACCAUGAAGGAUGAUGGUACCUUCUAUCGUUUCCAGGCUCCUUACUUCUGGCCUUCCAACUGCUGGGAACCUGAGAACACUGACUAUGCCAUCUAUCUCUGCAAGAGGACCAUGCAGAAUAAAGCGAGGCUGGAAUUGGCUGAUUAUGAAGCCGAAAACCUAGCAAGACUCCAGAGGGCGUUUGCAAGGAAGUGGGAAUUCAUCUUUAUGCAAGCAGAGGCGCAAGUAAAGAUAGAUCGGAAAAAGGACAAGACGGAACGGAAAAUUUUGGAUAGUCAGGAACGUGCCUUUUGGGAUGUCCACAGACCAGUGCCAGGCUGUGUGAACACAACAGAAAUGGACAUCAGAAAAUGUCGGCGUUUGAAGAAUCCACAAAAGGUUAAAAAGUCCGUGUACGGUGUGACGGAAGAGUCCCAGUCUCAGAGUCCUGUGCACAUACCCAGUCAGCCAAUCAGGAAAACUACAAAAGAGGACAUCCGGAAACAGAUAACAUUUUUGAAUGCACAGAUUGAUAGACACUGUUUGAAAAUGUCCAAAGUGGCUGAAAGCUUAAUUGCUUACACGGAACAGUAUGUGGAAUAUGAUCCUUUCAUAACGCCCGCAGAGCCAUCUAAUCCCUGGAUCAGUGAUGACAUCGCCUUAUGGGACAUAGAGAUGAGCAAAGAGCCCAGCCAGCAACGAGUAAAAAGAUGGGGUUUCUCUUUCGAUGAGAUACUGAAGGACCAGGUGGGGCGGGACCAGUUCCUUCGAUUCCUGGAGUCCGAAUUCAGUUCAGAAAACCUCAGGUUCUGGCUGGCUGUCCAAGAUCUCAAGAAACAACCGCUACAGGAUGUGGCCAAGAGGGUGGAAGAAAUCUGGCAAGAGUUUCUGGCUCCAGGAGCCCCCAGUGCAAUCAACCUGGAUUCUCACAGCUAUGAGAUAACCAGCCAAAAUGUCAAGGAUGGAGGGAGAUACACCUUUGAAGAUGCCCAGGAGCAUAUCUACAAGCUGAUGAAAAGUGACAGUUAUGCCCGCUUCCUCCGGUCCAAUGCUUACCAGGACAUGCUGCUGGCCAGGAAGAAGCCAGAAAGUGAGCAAGGUCGUAGAACUUCCCUAGAAAAGUUCACUCGCAGUGUGGGAAAGUCGCUGGCGGGCAAGCGCCUCACCGGCCUGAUGCAGUCCUCCUGAGUGUCCCCACCACAGGGCCAGGGCCCGGGCCCUCAGAGCACACGGGCAGGCGGCGGCGCUCCACAUCUGCGGACAGAGUUUCCUUGCGGGGAGAUUUGGUCACUGUGAAGGAGAAAGAGUGAGGGCCAUGGAGGGUGAUGGUGGGGAGACUUGGUGGGUGAACGGGGACACCAGGAAGCGUCCACAGACCUGGGCCAGCAGGGAGAGGCUCCUGUUUACACCCUCUUCCUUGUACAGUUGUGCGCCAACACUCCAUCGACUUGGAGGCCCUG
Molecule: messenger RNA, 2265 nt
Organism: Marmota flaviventris (yellow-bellied marmot)
Lineage: Eukaryota; Metazoa; Chordata; Mammalia; Rodentia; Sciuridae
Source: RefSeq, a predicted model, not a curated record